GGUACGGAACCUUUUGGCGCAAUAAAGGCUAGCUGGCACUUGGUAGCGAUGCUGCAAGCUCUCCUACAUCCUCCCCGCUACAAGCGUCGCCCACGAUAAUCCACAAUUGGGACUAGAUUUUACUUAUGCUCAGAAUACCUCGCUCUUCACAUCUUAGCUAUAUUUCUUCCAUCCCAGCAGCUAUGUCGAAACCCCAUUCUUCAGGAUUCAAGUCUUCCGCCCCAUCUCGAUCGUCAGAAACUGCACCUCCUGGGUACUCGAUAGAUCCCAAAGCUAGACCUAUGCUUAGAUUUCAAGCCUCCUUACCCCGUCUUCCUGUCCCCUCUCUCUCCGAUACUGCCGUCAAGUAUUUAGAGACGGUUAAACCGCAUGUUACGGAUGCCGAGUACGCAAAGACAGAAGCUGCCGUCAAAACGUUUGUAGAAUCACCCCAGGCCGCUGAACUGCAGAAACGAUUGGAAGCACGGAGGGCAGAUCCGAACGUUAAGAAUUGGUUGGCAGAUUGGUGGAAUGAGCUCGCGUAUAUGGGUUACCGGGAUCCCGUGGUUGUUUUCGUCAGUUACUUUUACGUGCACUUGGACGAUAAACUUCGUAAAGAUCCUGUUACUCGGGCCUCUAGUCUUAUCAAAGCGAUGUUAUCUUUCAGAGCUUUGACUGAAAGUCAACAGCUUGAGCCGGAAAAAGUACGAGGGGCACCGUUGUGCAUGGACUCGUACAAAUGGCUAUUCCAUUCGUCUCGCUAUCCCACGAAACCAUCGGAUACAGCGCGGAAGUUUGAUCCAGCAACGCAUAAUCAUGUCGUUUUCAUUCGCAAGAACAAAUUUUAUAUGGUACCUUUGACUAACAAAAUGGGAAAAGAAGUAUCUGCGGCGGAACUUGAAGUACAAAUUGAGAGAAUUAUCAAUAGAGCGGGUUCAGACACCUCGCCAACGCCUAUUGGUGCCCUCACAUCAGACAAUCGUGACUUGUGGACCGAGGCACGGAAAGUGCUCAUCGCGGCGUCUCCCAGUGGAAUCAAUUCAAAAAGCCUGGAAAUGAUCGAAAGUGCAAUGAUUAUCGUAUGCCUUGAUGACACGAAACCUGUAACGCGAGAAGACAUUUCAUGGCAAUGCUGGGUCGGUGACGGCAGGAACCGAUUCUAUGAUAAGCACCAGCUGAUCGUCUUUGACAAUGGUCGGUCUGGGUUCCUAGGAGAACAUUCAUGCAUGGACGGGACGCCGACGUUGCGUAUGAAUGAAUUUGUGUUGGCUGCGAUUGCCUUGAAUAAGGUCCGCUUGGGCUCUCCAAGGACAAGUGAGACAGAAAAAGACGUGGCUGAGCCCGUCGAACUGAAGUUUGAAGUCGACGAAGGUGUUGGACAGCUUGUCAAGGAAGCGGAGACACGAUUCGAUCAAUUGGUGGGACGACACGAGCUUCAUGUUCUCCAUUACGAAGGGUACGGGAAGAAUCAGAUGAAACAAUUCAAAGCAUCCCCCGAUGCGUGGGCUCAGCUGGUGAAGCAGCUUGCGUUUCACAAGAUGUUCGGCCGACCUGGGAUAACGUAUGAAAGUGCCCAAACAAGAAAGUAUCAGUUGGGACGGACAGAAGUCAUACGCAGUGCGAGCCAGGAAAGCAAGAAGUGGGCAGAAGCGAUGCUGGAUCCCAAGGAGACGGAUACGAAUCGUGCUGGGUUGUUCCGAGCGGCAGUGAAACGGCACUUGCAGUAUGCGGCAUGGGCGGCGGAUGGACGGGGAGUGGAUAGACAUUUGCUGGGACUUCAGAAGGUGCUGAGGGAAGGGGAGAGGUUACCGGAGAUUUACAAGGAUGUUUCCUUUUCGAGGACGAGCCACUGGGAACUGAGCACGAGUCAACUGAGCAGCGAGUACUUUGAUGGAUGGGGAUAUGGCGAAGUUGUUCCGGACGGCUAUGGGCUGGCGUACUCGAUCGGAGAGAACUACAUUCGAUGGACGAUUACCAGCCAGGUGAAGAGGAACGCAACGGAGCUCAGGCACUAUCUGGCGGAGGCAGCGACGGAGACACGUGCCAUGAUGGAACAUGCAUUCGCUGCCGACAGACAGUGACCCGAAGUUUCCGGACAUGCCGUGUAUUUUAAAUCGCCUUAACUCCGAGAAUAGUAUUUGUUAUUUGUGAAAUGAAAUGUCGGCGGUGUUCGUGCUGACGUUACUUGCC
This is a messenger RNA of Marasmius oreades (fairy-ring Marasmius), 2169 nucleotides long. RefSeq lists its product as uncharacterized. Gene Ontology annotation, cellular component: peroxisome; mitochondrion. The transcript is spliced from 9 exons. Lineage: Eukaryota; Fungi; Basidiomycota; Agaricomycetes; Agaricales; Marasmiaceae. The coding region runs from base 126 to 2060 and encodes 644 amino acids. Gene Ontology annotation, biological process: carnitine metabolic process. The record is from RefSeq and is a predicted model, not a curated record. Gene Ontology annotation, molecular function: carnitine O-acetyltransferase activity.